This is a messenger RNA of Ipomoea nil (Japanese morning glory), 431 nucleotides long. RefSeq names its product protein transport protein SEC24-1-like. Lineage: Eukaryota; Viridiplantae; Streptophyta; Magnoliopsida; Solanales; Convolvulaceae. The record is from RefSeq and is a predicted model, not a curated record. Bases 61 to 402 code for a protein of 113 amino acids. The transcript has 3 exons.
AUUUUCUCUGCUCUUUCCCUUAACUUUGCUACAUCUCUUUUCCCUAUCUACUUCUUAAAAAUGGAAUACCAACCUUUGGUAGGUUCAAGCAUUAAUGAAAAUGUUAUUUUGGAAGAAGUUUUGAGUACUCAUGAUCCUGAUGGCAAAGGUUUUAAAACAAGUUAUGUCCUCAAUUUCGUGAAAAAGAUUCUCUUUUCAAUCCAUAUCAUGAUUGUUGGAGAAAUCGUUCAUGAAGAUGAGGACUCUGAAGAUGAUGAGAAGUCUGAUGAGGAAGAAAGUGAUGACAAAAAGUCAAAUGAGGAGGAAUUUGAUGAGGAGCCUAAAGACAUGGAACUUUCCUAUCAAAUCAAGAGGUUUUCCUUUGAGUCCUGUGAAGAUGUAUUUGGCUUCAGAACCAAAUGAUUGUCGAGGCUUGAUUUGUUUGGAGGAUU